Geodia barretti is the source of this 1788-nucleotide messenger RNA. The record is from the annotation of a GenBank genome assembly. Lineage: Eukaryota; Metazoa; Porifera; Demospongiae; Tetractinellida; Geodiidae.
AAGGAAAUUAUUCUCGAGGUCUUUCCUGUGGACAACCGCCUCGUACUUCUCCAACCUCCCACAUGUACUAACAAGUCUGCCGACUGCCUGACACAGGAGGUUGCUGUAAACAUGUCAUCUCCUUUUAAGGUUUUUCAGCUGCCAACCAGCCCGACAACCUGGUACGUGGCAGUCUUUGCCGUUACCUACACAGCAGCUGCUCUUCUCCAUCUCUGGGAGUUUCCCUUUCUCUUCCACUGUAUUUGGUACAUACUGGGCCUCCCGUCUGGGUACCUCUUGCUGCUCAUCUACUCUGCUGUCAAUCUCGACAGUCAGAGCUGGGGUACUCGUGAGGCUGCCAAGGCAGCAGGAGGAGGAGGGGGAGGUUUCAAAAUGGUGAAAAAGUGGGCGAGGGAGGGAGGGAAAGUAGUGCGGGAGUUUCUGUUGCUGUGUUGCGGAAAGAGAGGGACAGAUGGUGGAAAAGAAGUGAAGGUGCCCCUUCUUCAGGAAGACACAGAGAGUGAUUUAGCUGAGGAUGAGAGCGGAGGGGAAGAAGCCGAUGGUGUUGAGCACAAGCAGAUGAGUUCAGAUGCCAAAAAAUGGCUAAAAAGGCAAGAAUGUCAAGAGUACAUAGACAAGUUUCAACAACACGGCUACUGCAGUUUGUCCUACAUUGCUUCCAUGACAAGAAGGGAAUUCAAAGCCAUUGGUAUAGAUAAACUAGGCUUUGUACUGAGACUAGAGAAAGCAGCCAAGAAGCUUCCAGCCAUGGUUAUUGAGACAGAUGUGCCACCAACAGUGACAGACUGGCUAACAACCCUGGAGAUGGAGGAGUACACUGAGGUGUUCCACAGAGCUGGCUAUAAGACAGAGGAGGACAUUGAGAAUCUGAAAGAGAUUGAUGAUAAGGAGCUCAAGAGAAUGGGGAUUGUAAAAAUGGGUAUGAAACAUUGGCUUCAUUCUGUGGCUAUGAUCUUACUGUCGAUCUCCCUUGUGAUCAGCUCAUGUUCAGAGGCUCAACAAAGCUCUGGAGUGCCUGUUUCAUCCCACAUCAGGUAGAAUAAGAGCUAGCUAAGUACAUAAUUUUGGCUUUCUUCACUUACGGGCCUCCUGGCCCAUUAUUCCUACCCCACUGUCCUUUUUGCUGCAUUUUUCACUUGUUACUUUGUUUGAAGUUGCGAGGAUGAAUGUGUUAGAGUCUUCCCAAGAUUUGUAAUCACAAGGAUAAAGAAGUUUUCCAUUUGGUAUAGAGUGAGAGUGUGUGUGUGUCUGUGUGUUUUUAUUCUUCAGUUGAGAUUCAGAUCCACAAGGCCAAGAGAGACCUGAGCAGCAUAGAUCCAGCCCCAAUUGACAGCGAGGACAGGGAAGCACAGUUCUGGCAGAAUAUCCUCAGCAAUGAACUCAAACCAGUCAAAGUCCGCCUGCAGCAAGCGAGCAAGGAAAUAGGCCAGAAACUGACGACCCUUCGAAACUCAUCUCUGGUCAUCAUCUUCCUCAUCAACAUCAUGUGGAUUAUUUUCGUGUACACGGUCGAAGUGGUGAAGCAUGAUCUGCCAGGGAGAGCUUUCCACCUCUUGUUUCUCGCAGUCUACGGGUUCAUUUUCCUGGUCAGCUUUUCGACAAUGCUGAUCCAUCGGUUCCUGAUGUUGAUACAGUUCCUCGGACGACCAGAGGUGUUUGAUGAAGCAGUCCACACGCUGCAGAACAAGCACAGUUUGAGUGGAUAGAAAACAUAUACACAUAGAAUAGACAUUCACAAUUCUUGGUGUGUGGAGUAACUACAUGUAUCGUCUGAUUCAAUUAUGUUGU